AUGAGAAAUUGCUACGAUGUGUUAGGUUGUUCAUCAGAAGCUUCUUAUAGUGAACUGAAAGAAGCUUAUUUUUGUAAGCUGCGCACCAGUCAUCCGGAUAAGGGUGGUUCCAGCUUGGCGUUAUUUCUGGUGACGAAGGCGUGGUCUGUCCUAAAGAACGAGAACACGCGUCGAGAUUACAAUAUUUGGUUGAGAGAACAGUUGCUACGUGAAGAUCAAGGUAUUAUUGGGCAACAGAUUGUUAUCGAUAAUACUGUUGAACGGAUUGAGGAGUUUUGCAGUUGCGGUGGUGGAUAUAUUCUUGAAAAGACAGAUAUUGAUCGUAUUGUUAAUUCUGCAUAUUUUGAAUGUCCAAAUUGUUCGUUAUGUCUGGAAGUCGUCGUCCUUGGAAGUAGUGGUGUCGGAAAAAGUUCAUUUGUCAACGCCGUUUGCAACAGGCAUGAUAUAAUUCCUAGUAGUACGGUUGGUUGUGCUGUUUCUGUAAUCGCUCACCAAUAUCGUGCUGGAAGUACCGACGAGCAAACAGAGCUUAUUGAACUCUGGGAUAUCGGUGGUUCCACAGUUCAUCAAAAAGCAUCUGUUAAUUUCUUUGAAGGAGCUACAGGUGCGAUAUUAGUACACGAUUUGAGCAAUAAGAAAAGUGAAUCAAAUCUUUCGCAGUGGGUUGCGUUACUUCGUGGCGAAUCAUCGUUACCUUCUGUGAUCUCAUCGUUCACAUCUUCAUCCAGUUCACGAUUUUUGUUAAGCGAUAUUGAAAGUAUCGCAAUGCCGACUUUGAUUGUUGGCUGUAAAUCUGAUUUAGCACCUGAACGAGCUAAGCAGACAGCAUAUGAUCGAAUCUUUUUAAAUUGUCAGCGUCCAAUUUCACCUGGCUCCACUAAUCGAAUUAUCUUAUCGAAAUUUUUUGAUUCAGUUGUUGAGCGUAAAAAAGUGCCUGGAGCUGGAGAUAAGCGGCGUAGGACCAUUAUCACUUAG
Molecule: messenger RNA, 975 nt
Organism: Brugia malayi
Lineage: Eukaryota; Metazoa; Nematoda; Chromadorea; Rhabditida; Onchocercidae
Product: Ras-related protein ypt4, putative
Exons: 7
Coding region: 1-975 (324 amino acids)
Biological process (GO): intracellular protein transport
Cellular component (GO): endomembrane system
Molecular function (GO): GTPase activity
Source: RefSeq, a predicted model, not a curated record